AACUCUUCUUCUUCUUCUUCUUCUUCUUCUUCUUCUUCUUCUUCCUCCUCUCUGUUUUCCGUUUUCAGAGUCGAAUUUGCUUUCGCGGUCGCCUUCUGAUCCGCGGUCUCUCUCUAGCGCUCUCGCUCGCCCGCGCCUGUCUUUCAGCACUCGUCGCGAUCGGCGAAUCAGAGAACGAACGAAAGAAGAGAGAGAGAGAGAGAGAGGCGAAGAGGAGAGAGAUAGGAAGGAAGGAAGGAAGCCAUGGCCGCCGUCAACAACUACGCCGAGACCCAGCAAGAGAGGUACCAAGGCAACACUCCCGCCGCCGCGCCGCCUUCCAAGCAGCCUCUCCCGGCGGCGAAGAGCGUCGACACCCAGUCCGUGCUCAAAAGGCUGCAAUCUGAAUUGAUGGCUUUAAUGAUGGGUGGUGAUCCUGGGAUAUCUGCAUUCCCGGAGGAAGAUAACAUAUUCUGCUGGAAAGGAACAAUCACCGGAAGCAAGGGCACGGUGUUUGAAGGAACGGAGUACAGGCUCUCUCUUUCCUUCCCAAAUGACUACCCUUUCAAGUCACCAAAAGUCAAGUUCGAGACCGCCUGCUUUCACCCCAAUGUCGAUGUCUAUGGCAACAUUUGCUUGGACAUUUUGCAGGACAAGUGGUCAUCUGCUUACGAUGUCAGAACCAUAUUGCUCUCUAUCCAGAGUCUUCUUGGAGAACCAAACACAAGCUCGCCUUUGAACACCCAAGCAGCUCAGUUAUGGAGCAAUCAGGAAGAGUAUAGGAAGAUGGUGGAGAAGCUGUACAAACCUCCAACUGCUUAGAGUCCAAGUAGAGAAUGGGUUCCUGGAAUGUGAGAGGGAAAAUAUGUUUCAGCCUUUCAUUCAUUCCCAAAGAGGUCGAUAUUGACUUGGAUUCUUUGGUUUGUUUCGGUGUGUUUUGAGUUUAAUUUCCUCAGGCAGAUUUUGCCCAGGAAAUGCCUCUCUUGUAUUGGAUGGAUGACCAUAUAAAGAUUGAGUUUUUGGAAUGGAAA
Syzygium oleosum is the source of this 1010-nucleotide messenger RNA. Its product is annotated as ubiquitin-conjugating enzyme E2 20. The record is from RefSeq and is a predicted model, not a curated record. NCBI's taxonomy places the organism in Eukaryota, Viridiplantae, Streptophyta, Magnoliopsida, Myrtales, Myrtaceae. The transcript is spliced from 6 exons. The coding region runs from base 244 to 801 and encodes 185 amino acids.